Molecule: messenger RNA, 775 nt
Organism: Daktulosphaira vitifoliae (grape phylloxera)
Lineage: Eukaryota; Metazoa; Arthropoda; Insecta; Hemiptera; Phylloxeridae
Exons: 2
Coding region: 294-731 (145 amino acids)
Source: RefSeq, a predicted model, not a curated record
UUAGUCCAAAAUUCGAUAUUUCGUAUUUUUUUACGAAUAAACUCAUCUAAUUUAGAUCUAAGUAUUGAGUGUAAAAAUAGUACAACCUUUUUUCACUUGCCACAGGUAUAUUUAUUAUUUUGAUGAGUGGAAAAACAGUGUUUUAAUUAUCAUUUAUUUAUCUCUAUGGUUAUCGUUAUUGUUGUGGUGUGAAUGUGUGCUUACAUUAUUAAAUUUUUGCAAUAUUAAUAAUAUUUUUUUAUGAGUACAUAUUUUGUUUUGUUUUUUUGUUUAAACGUUUUUGUGAAAUAAAAAUGACUGACUCUGACACUACGUCAGGUGAAGAAAAUGAAACACUAAAGAUAGGAAAGAAACGCAAAGUUUAUCCUCAAACAUGGAAACGUCAAAAAAUUAAGAUCGUUCGUCAAAAUGGAACUUCUUAUACUUCAGUAUCAGGGCUGAUCGAAACAAAACCUGUGAUUAGACGCCGCCAAAGGUCUGAGAUUGGUGGAGCAAAUGCAAAACUAAGGGCGAGUAAUUUUGCUUACUUUGUCAACAAAAACGAAUUACGCAUAUCUGUUUGCAAACAGGCUUUUAUGAGCUUGCAUGCUAUGUCACAUAUUCAAGUGCAAAGAUUAACAAGUAUUUUGUUAUCUGGUAUAUCACCUAAAGAUGGACGUGGAAAGCACAAAAAUCGACCGUCUAAGAUAAAAGACGAGUUCAUUGUAAAGAUGAAGGAACCAGGCACGUAGCCAGAAAAUAUUUAUUGGAGGGGCCAACAAUUUUGGGCCCUUGU